This is a messenger RNA of Varanus komodoensis (Komodo dragon), 2487 nucleotides long. RefSeq names its product espin (gene ESPN). Gene Ontology annotation, cellular component: cytoplasm. The transcript has 14 exons. Gene Ontology annotation, molecular function: actin filament binding. Gene Ontology annotation, biological process: actin filament bundle assembly. The coding region runs from base 1 to 2487 and encodes 828 amino acids. Lineage: Eukaryota; Metazoa; Chordata; Lepidosauria; Squamata; Varanidae. The record is from RefSeq and is a predicted model, not a curated record.
AUGGCCUUGGAGCGGGCUCUGCAGGCCGCCCGCCAGGGAGACGUGGACACGCUCAAGUCGCUGCAGGCGGAAGGGCAGCUGCAGCCGGCGGCGCUCCGGGACCCGCUGGGCGCCUCGCCGGCCCACCACGCGGCCCGCGCCGGGAAGCUGAACUGCCUGCGCUACCUGGUGGAGGACGCGGCGCUGGCGGGCUGCGGGAGGGCGCGCAACGGCGCCACGCCGGGCCACGACGCCGCCGCCACCGGCAACCUGGCCUGUCUGCAGUGGCUGCUCACCCAGGGAGGCUGCCGCGUCCAGGACACAGACAAUUCCGGUGCCACGGUCUUGCACUUGGCUGCCCGGUUUGGCCACCAUGAAGUGAUCGAUUGGCUCCUGCGCUUUGGGGGCAGCGACCCGCUAGCAGCCACUGACACGGGCGCUUUACCCAUUCACUACGCCGCUGCCAAAGGAGACCUGCCCUCCUUGCGACUCCUCAUCGGGCAUUGUCCCAGCUCAGUCAGUGCCCGAACCAAGAAUGGUGCCACACCCCUUUACUUAGCCUGCCAGGAGGGCCACCUGGAGAUCAUCCGGUACCUGGUCCAGGACUGCGGAGCUGACCCCCAUGUGCGCGCGAAUGACGGGAUGACGCCUCUCCACGCCGCUGCCCAGAUGGGUCACAACACCAUAAUUGUCUGGCUGAUGAGCUUCACCGAUGUCAGCCUCUCGGAGCAGGAUGACGACGGGGCCACCGCCAUGCACUUUGCUGCCAGCCGCGGCCACGCCAAGGUGCUGAGCUGGCUGCUCCUGCACGGAGGGGAAAUCGCGGCUGACCACUGGGGGGGGACCCCCCUGCACGACGCCGCCGAGAACGGCGAGCUGGAAUGCUGUCAAAUCCUCGUGGUGAAUGGGGUGAACCUCGGCCUCCGGGACCAGGACGGCUACACAGCAGCCGACCUCGCGGAUUACAACGGGCACGUGCAUUGCGCCAAGUACCUGCGCACCGUGGAGAACAUGAGUGUGGAGCACCGGGUCCUCUCACGGGACCCCUCCACCGACCUGGAGUUCAAGCAGCCCGACUCCGGCAUGUCCUCUCCCAACACAACCAUGUCUGCUCCGCAGGCCCACUUCGACAUCGGAUCGCCAAGCAGCACCCUGUCCAACUACGACUCCUGCAACUCCAGCCAGUCCAGCACCGGGGAGAAACGGAACAGCCAAGGCUCCCGAGUCCCCGAAACAACCAUCACAGAUAUGCAAGCUUAUAUGGACAUGCUGAAUCCUGACCUGGGGCCAGGUCAUGGCAAGCAAAGGGGUGAAGCUUCUCCACCUCCACCUCCAAAUUUCCCUGCACCUCCCCCACCCCCCAACUCCAAGGUGCCCCCACCCCCUCCUGGCUACCCAGCACCAAAACCUCCGGAGCUUCAGCACACGGCCGAGAUCUACGUGCAGGCGAAGAACAAACUUCGGCACGUCGAGAGUGAGGCACUGAAGAGAGAGCUCACGUCCCUUGAGAACGGCCCGGAACUGCGGCGUGUGGACUCCAGCAGGAAGUCGCGGAGCUUCAGCAAGCAGCCCAGCACGGGGGACUAUUACAAGCGCCUGGGCAGCGCAGAGCAAGACGGAAGCAGCCACGGGAUGGCGCACAGCGAGGAGGCCUCCCUUCCGUCCAGCGAGAACAUGCAGAAUGGAAGCUCGGCUGAGAACAAGCCCUCUGGAGAGGUGCCUCCCCCUCCUUCGCCCCCACCACUCCCCGAGGGUGCCUGUCAGCCUCCCCCACCCCCUCCACUGCCGGCGGAGAAUCACCCGUCCUCGGCCAGCCAGCGGCGCUCAUCUUCCUCAACUGGAAGCACCAAGUCCUUCAACAUGAUGUCCCCGACCAGUGACAACUCGGAGCUGCUGGCGGAGAUCAAGGCUGGGAAGAGCCUCAAGCCGACCCCGCAAAGCAAGGGCUUCACCACCAUCUUCUCGGGCUGCGGCCAGGUUGGCGCCAACGUUGAGAACCCCCCAUCUUCCUUGUCGCCUAGCAGGACGCCAACUCCUCCCUCCACCCCGGAAGCAGCCUCCAUGCCCGGAGCGGCCACCUCGCCUGAGGCAGUGGUCAAUGGGUCCUCGCCACUGCUUGCCUCCCUGGCCCCAGCUGGCCAGGUGGACAUAGAGGCCCUGAUCCCCACUCACGAUGAGCAGGGCCGCCCCAUUCCUGAGUGGAAGCGGCAGGUCAUGGUGCGCAAACUUCAGAUGAAGAUCCAGGAGGAGGAAGAACAGCGCCGCAAGGAGAGAGAGGAGGAGGCCCGGCUGGCCACCAUGCCGGCCUGGCGGAGGGAGAUCCUGCGCAAGAAGAUGGAGGAGGAGAGAGAGCAGAAAAGAAAAGAGCAAGAGAAGCUGCGACAGGAAGAGGAGGAGAAAGAGAAGGAGCAGUCAGAAAAGCUACGGACUCUCGGGUACGAUGAGACCAAACUGGCGCCAUGGCAGAGGCAGGUCAUCCUCAAAAAGGGGGACAUAGCAAAGCACUAG